AUGCCGUGGCGCACCCUCGAGGCGACGGCGGUCGAGAUUGAAGACACGACGAGGUCGAACGAGCACGGCAGCGAAACUUCGUACACGGUGCUGCACGUCGUCGCCAAGAUUCCCGCGCGCGAGCUCCGCCCCGGGGGGUCGUUCGUCUACGCGUGCCUGGGACUCCUUUACCUCCCCGUGCUAUUCGACGCGCUGUGGUUCGUGAAUGGCGGGAACAUAAAGCGCGCCGCGCCGCCGCCGCCGCCGCCGGUCGCGCCGCCGACGGAGGCGGAGGAUGCGAAGAAGAAUAAACGCACGAAGUGCUGCGGGCUAUACCGCGAGGACAAGUACUGCUGUUGUUUAGACGUGGAGGACGACAGCCUGUCCGACCGUCUGAUUACCAGGCUGUGCAUGCCAGUGUUUCUGCCGUGCCUCGUCGGCUUCGGGGUGCUCCUAUUCAUGCGCCAAGUCUUAGCGUACGGCCUGGGCUCCUUGGUCUUAAUGAUACGCAACCUGCUCAGAGCCUUGACGUGCAACCUGCUCGGAUCCUUUGAAAACCACUACGUCCGCAUCGCGAAGCCGAAGCCGUCUUCGGACGCGGCGGCUGACGCGGCUGACUUUCGAAUAAAUUCGCCGGCUGACUUUUGGGAGUUGCGAACCUCCGUCGUGUACGACGGCGGGAACAUGUUCGUGCCGAGUCCUCCGUUCGCGAUCGACGAGUUAAACGUCGGAGACGCGUUCAAAUGCGGCUUCGGGCCGUUCGAGUCGUUAUGCUUAUUUCGAGGGAACGGCGGCGAGCGCGGCGGCGCCCCGGUCGACGCUUUCGUAGCCGGCGAACCGUGA
Messenger RNA from Micromonas pusilla CCMP1545, 822 nucleotides. RefSeq lists its product as uncharacterized. The coding region runs from base 1 to 822 and encodes 273 amino acids. The transcript has a single exon. NCBI's taxonomy places the organism in Eukaryota, Viridiplantae, Chlorophyta, Mamiellophyceae, Mamiellales, Mamiellaceae. The record is from RefSeq and is a predicted model, not a curated record.